Dunckerocampus dactyliophorus (ringed pipefish) is the source of this 3521-nucleotide messenger RNA. It is a transcript of the gene cd248a, whose product is annotated as CD248 molecule, endosialin a. The transcript has a single exon. The coding region runs from base 166 to 2415 and encodes 749 amino acids. Gene Ontology annotation, molecular function: calcium ion binding. NCBI's taxonomy places the organism in Eukaryota, Metazoa, Chordata, Actinopteri, Syngnathiformes, Syngnathidae. The record is from RefSeq and is a predicted model, not a curated record.
ACAAUCUGCAUGCAACUCCAGUGAGUUCAGAUGCCUUUCUGCAGGGCAGACUGAGGAGCUCAAUCAGACUCAAAUGAAGGAAGAAAAGUUCACAUAGGCAAGACUAGGCAUCAAGAACUAGGCAAGUGGACCAAGAGGAGGUGAGAGGAAUAUCAAGAGAGGAGAAUGGGCUCCCUGGUGAGCGGCACUACAUCUCCCCUCCUGACCUCCCUGCUGGCUUUGUUUUUGGGACUUUCUUCCGUCUCAAGUGAGGACUUAAGGGAGACAGACGCGCUGUGCAAUGCCGACGGCUGCCUGGCAGUUUACUUCCAGAGAAAGACAUUUUUGGACUCUUGGAGAGCCUGCAAGGAGAAAGGUGGAAACCUAGCCACCCUGAAACGCCAGGUGGACGCCGCCGCCAUCGAAACUCUCUUCACCUCUCUGAAUUUGCGACACUCGCGCACCAAGGUCCAAGUAUGGAUCGGCCUGCAGCGGCAACCCCGCCAGUGCACGUCCUCGCGGCUUCUUCGGGGUUUCUCCUGGACGACAGGGGAUCAGGACACAGAAUACACCAACUGGCAGAAAGACGACUCCCCCAGCACGUGCUCAGUGCCUCGCUGCGUGGUUAUGGGAUACAACAUUCAGGACCAGACUGACAACUUCAAAUGGCUGGAUGGGUCCUGCUCUGUCCCUGUGGAUGGUUAUGUCUGCCAUUAUUCCUACACAGGAAUGUGCCCUGCCUUGUGGAGUGAGGGGGCAGGCAAUGCCUUCUACGCCACGCCAUUUAACCUCCUAAGCACCCUUCUGACCCACGCCCCUCUUGGAUCUGUGGCGACCAUGCCCUGCCCUACAGAUCAACAGUCAGUACUCUGUCUAUUGAGGGAAGACGGUUCAGUGGGGUGGUCUAGAGAUUCCCCUCUCUGCUCCAACCCUCCAACAUCACACAACUGGUGCGAGCAAAACAAUGGAGGCUGCGAGCAUUUUUGCAAGCAAGCUGGUGCUCACUCCUUCUGCGAGUGCGCUGAAGGCUAUCAGCUCGCAGAUGACGGGCAGAGCUGUGACCUCUUGGACGGCUGUCAAGAUGCCAACUGCGAAUUUGAGUGUGUGCCCCUUUCAGAUCGGUACCGCUGCGCCUGUCCUGAUGGCUAUAUGCUGGCUCCAGAUGAACAUGGCUGCCUGGAUGUAGACGAAUGCCUUCAGAGUCCCUGUGAGCAUCGUUGUGUCAACACUCCUGGGACAUUUCAAUGUCAGUGUCAAGAGGGCUACCAGCUCGAUGACGAGGGUGGCUGCGAGGAUAUUGAUGAGUGUCUGAGCGAUCCAUGUGAACAUGCCUGUGACAACACUGAGGGCUCCUUUAUUUGCCACUGCCAUUUUGGGUUCUCCCCGCAGCCUGAGGACACCAGUCGAUGCCAAGACACUGAUGAGUGCCAGAUCCCAGGAAGAUGCCAGCAAAUGUGUGUGAACUACGAGGGCGGAUUUGAGUGCUAUUGCGAGGAAGGCUACGAACUUGUCAUGUCCGAUUCUUCCUCAUGUCGGAAAAUAGGCGACCAAUGGGCUGUCACCCACCAGCCUCGGCCUGCAUGGGAGGAGGACUACGAGUGGAAUCCACAGCAGGGUCACACUGAUUGGGUACCGGAGGUGGAGCAGACUCUGGACUGGUUGACUGACCUUCCCAAAGUUUUGGGUUCUGAUGUCAUUUGGGUGACCAGUGCUCCUCAGGAGGAACUUUUGAAUCCUGCUUCAGAGACACAGGAGGAAGGUGUUGCCAAUGGUGAUGAUGACAUGUUGGACAGGGGGCCGAAUCCUCAGUCUGAGCUGGACUUGUUAUCCUCCAUCACCAUCAGCACCACACCCACACCCACCAAUGCCGCCUUGUAUGUAGAUGAGAAGGAAGAAGAGGAAGAGACCACUCCUUUCCCCUUUUUUUCCACCUCUACAAUCUCGGAAGGAGCUUGGAAUUGGUGGGCUGGGUUCACAGCUGCUGACCAGAGCCGAGGAAAUCCAGAGGAUAAAGUCACUGACUCCUACAUGCUUACUGAUUCCAGCUACCACAAUCCACCCCAGGAAGAAACACCCUCAGUCAGGGGUAAAUCUGCAGAGGAGGAGAAGAAGGGGGAGGAAGUGGACUAUCCAGUGAUCCACACCCAAGCUACUCCCACUCAGGCCAUUCCCUCUCAGCCACCCACAAUCCGUCACGUAGAUUCUGUACAUGAGGGUGGGGGGCAGACUCAAAGUGGCAACUGGCUGCUGGUGGGCCUCUUGGUGCCAGUUUGCAUCUUCAUCGUUGUCAUGGUAGUUUUAGGUAUUGUCUACUGUACUCGCUGUGCUGUGCAGCCCCGCAGUAAGACCGGGACCGACUGCUACCACUGGAUCUCUGGCGCUCAUGACAAACAGGGGGUUGCUAGCCCCUCAGCCGGGGUCAAGAGUCAUGUUUAGGUCGACGGCAUCCAAAGUGACAUUCACAUAUACAGACUCUGAGGGGAUGUAACAUCAUCCUGGACUUUGCUGUUUAUUGUCUGUUAUUUAGGAGGUGAGACACUGAAAACCACUGAAUUUGUUUUCUUUGGCUAUACUUGGAUGUUCAAUACACUGACCACAUGACUGCUUGACGUCCAAUUGCUUCCUGAUUGCUCUAAAUGAGGAACGCUCAUGGUUCAUUUCACCAUUUACACCAAACGAGACACAAUACAUGAACUACUAGAUCUUAUCUGCAGUAGAUAAAACUCUUGCAAUUAUUGCUUUAGCCAAAGUUUGCUUUUAAAUAAUGUUCAUUUUUUACAGCAUUGCUUAUUCAGCAUUCUGCAGCUUUGCUUUUCAUAGUCAGACAAGUAUCCCAAGUGAAAUUCACAGGAAUGUGCAGAAUGUCCACUUUAAGAGUACUUCUAUCUUCUUUUUUGGAUUUCCCUUUAAAAAAAACUUGGCAGUGUAGUGAUGUGAGGUGCACACAAAGCGUUGGAAGGAACCUUGAAAUUUGGCCGUCAGUCACACUGUAACCAGAUUUCUCUCUCCGAGCCUGGAAUGUUCUGCGACCAUGUUGAAUCACAUCCAGCUGUUGGAGGCUUCAUGCUCGUUUGAAACCAUCCAAAAAGACAAUCAUACCCUUGUAACAUGUUUGGAAAGGAAAUAGUAAUUAUCACACGACACGAUGAGGCUCAUUCCAGAAUUCAAUUUAAAAUGUAAAAAAAUAUAUAUUUUUAAAUUAUUUUAAAAAAUAAACAUUCUCUCUCUCAAUUUUCUCAUAUGUAUUCAUUAAUAAUGGGUAAUGAACUUGAUUGGCAUCAAAUGCAUAAUUUUGUUAUUUGUUUUAGUUUUUACUUGCUAUACAGUCGUCCCUCGCAAUAUCACGUUUUUUGUAGAAAUUAAUUAUUGGUAGCUGUUUCGUGGUAGACUAUGGUCUAUUAUUAGUCAAAACAUAUUGAAAUACAAGUGUUAUGUUGUAGUAUGACCACUUGGUGGCAGUAAUGUCACAUUGAUGAGGCAUCCAUCCUUAACACAUUACCUUAUCUUGCACUCAAUGUAGCCGGCCAUUGAUGCAGAGGGAA